This is a messenger RNA of Anopheles marshallii, 516 nucleotides long. RefSeq lists its product as uncharacterized. The transcript is spliced from 3 exons. The record is from RefSeq and is a predicted model, not a curated record. NCBI's taxonomy places the organism in Eukaryota, Metazoa, Arthropoda, Insecta, Diptera, Culicidae. The coding region runs from base 1 to 516 and encodes 171 amino acids.
AUGAUUACCCAUUGGACGCUGAUAGUGUUGGUGGCGGUGGCCAUUUCGGGCCCGCACAGUGCAUUGGCCCGGCCGGCGGAACCGGAAGCACCGGCCGAAAUCUACAACGAGCUGGCGGAGGAGUACCAGCGGCUCCACAACCAGGAGAUCCGCUUCCUGCAGUAUCUGUCCGUGCAGGCCGAACGGCAACAGCGCGAGGAAGCGUACCUGCAGGCGCAACGUGAACAGCAACAGCUCGCCCUGGACGCACGCAACUCGCUGCUGGACGAUACAGGAUCGCUGCUGGACGAAUUACCGCAGGAGUUUGGCCGAUCCGACGACGGUACCGGUGCGGGACGCAAUCUGAACGGUUACGGACAUGAGGUUUCCGCCCAAACCGAACCCGUGCAAAAGGAAGUACCGCACCAGAAGAGCAAAAAUGAUAAGAAAAAUAAUCACUAUAUGUCCUUGUGCCAUUUUAAGCUUUGCAACAUGGGACGUAAACGCAACCAACGAUUUCCUCAAUUCUGGAACUAA